AGCUUCUUGAAUUCCCUCUGGAACCAGCACCUGCGGAGAUCGUCGUUAAGGCGGAAUAUCUAGGCAUCAAUUUCAUCGAUACAUACUUUCGAAAAGGCCUGUACCCGUUGAAGCAACUUCCCUCUGGAAUCGGCUCCGAGGUUGCAGGGACUAUCGUUGCCUUACCGACUUCCUCCGAUGUGCAAGAGGACCCGGAGUAUAAGGCGCGCGGCUUCAAGAUCGGAGACAGAGUCGUUUCAAGCGGAAGAAUCACAGGUGGACACUCGGAUUACGCGACUGUCAACUGGCGGGCCGUUUUGGUUCUCCCGCCGAAUAUCUCUACGCGCGAUGCUGCGGCUGCUUCCUCCCAAGGUCUCACGGCGCUGACGUUCAUCGA
Messenger RNA from Mycena citricolor, 376 nucleotides. Lineage: Eukaryota; Fungi; Basidiomycota; Agaricomycetes; Agaricales; Mycenaceae. The record is from the annotation of a GenBank genome assembly.